AUGUCGGGUCAUGACAAUUUCCAGCAGAAGACACUCCAUUUCCUUGAAACAGUGUAUGAGUCACAAGUUCACUGGUAUACCAAUCGUGACCUACUCCAGACCCAUCCACAUUUCCAUGGGCAAGCCCGUUAUGAUUCCAUAAUGGUGGACACAGUUGGUGGGCCAUCUUUUGCUUGGCUGGUCCUGAUGUUUUCCAUCACACCUUCAAGUAACAUUGGUAAGGUCCAACUUGCCCUCAUUCGCUACUACAUCCCUGUCCCCCCAAGUUCCUGCCCACCUUCAGAUAGAGCUGCAGGUUUCAGGCAAUUCAAACUCAGUGAAGAAGGUUCCUCUGCCAUCAUUUCAUUGGAAUCUGUCAUCCAUGGAGUAUUAAUGGUUCCCACAUUCUCUGACUCUGGCACUGCAGCAAGCACAUUUUUUGUCAAUGACCUCAUUGAUGGUGACAUAUUCAUUCUGAUGAAGCAUUUUUGA
Molecule: messenger RNA, 471 nt
Organism: Cantharellus anzutake
Lineage: Eukaryota; Fungi; Basidiomycota; Agaricomycetes; Cantharellales; Hydnaceae
Exons: 1
Coding region: 1-471 (156 amino acids)
Source: RefSeq, a predicted model, not a curated record